Closterium sp. NIES-65 is the source of this 1110-nucleotide messenger RNA. NCBI's taxonomy places the organism in Eukaryota, Viridiplantae, Streptophyta, Zygnematophyceae, Desmidiales, Closteriaceae. The record is from the annotation of a GenBank genome assembly.
AUGCAUGCAGCGUCCUCACCUCGUCCUCACGUGCAGGUGAAUAACUACGGGCGAAUUAACUCGCCCGGCGAUGACAUCCGUGUAGCCGAGGCGAAGAACGCGAGCAAGGCGGGAAGUCCUACCGCCGCCUCCGGUGCGAGCUGUGACGGGGACGACGGAGGCGAAGCGAACGGCGACGACGCCGAGGAGGAUUGGCCGGAGAACGGCCACGACGACAGUGCUUCGAGCGACGAAUUAGGUCCUGCCGACAUCGAGGAGGACGAAUGGUGGAAUCGGCCGGUCGGGAGCGACGACGAGGUGGAAGAGUGGCGGGCUGGUGAUUCCGACAACGACGGAGGUGAAGAUGCGCAUGGUGACAACGCGGAGGCAGCGGCGGAUGCACAGGAAGCGGCAGUGGAUGCGAAUGAGGAGGCUGACAAUGAGGCGGGGGCGGAACUUGAGACAGUUGCGCCUGCGGAUGCGGAUGCUGUGGCGGAGUCGGACAAGGUUGCUGCGGAUGCCGUCUUAUUUGUUGAGGAAGGCGGCGACGACGACCCAUGGAGCCUUGGGACCGACGACGACGUUCUGCUACUGAAGCGGAGGCUGCGCCAUAGCCUACAGUCCAAGUCGAAGCGGGCCCGCUUGGUGCUCUUUGACGACGACGGUCCGGGGGAGGAGCGUCGCCCGAUACUCACCGCUGCGGAGAAGGGGAAAGCCAAGGUCGCGGAAGCCCCUGCUAAGGCCCCUGCUUGUCGCCGCACAAGCAACAAGAAGCGGAAAUCCGACGGAGACCCGGGAUCCAGCAAGGGUGCGGCUAAGAAGAAGGCGAAGAAGGCGCCGAAUCCUGACGACAUCGUCGUGAACGAGACGCUGGAUAGCGACGAUGAGUACGCGGCGGCGGCGGGCCCGAUUCCCACGUUCCCUGAGAAGGUCACGCCGAAGGACCCCACCCUCCAUAAUCCCAACACCCGCCCACCUUCCCCUCGCAGCAAGGACACUACAAAGACGCGCCGCAGUUGGACCGUGCGUGAGAAGCUUAAGUCGGCGCGCCGCUAUCAGGAGCUCGGCUACUUGAAGAAGACGAGCGUGGAGUCAACCGCUUCCAUCGCCUGCAUCAGACGCUGUGUCUAA